CCGCCUCCUCCCUGCCUCCUCCUCCUCCUCCUCCUGGCCCGGGUCUGCGCUUUGGCUCGGACAUGGCGGCGGACCUGAGCGCGGAGCGGCUGCGCUCGCUGCCGUCCCGCUGGAGCUACGGAGUCAGCCGCGGAGGACGCAUCUUCUUCAUCAACGAGGAAGCCAAGAGCACCACCUGGCUGCACCCGCGGACCGGAGAGGCUGUCAUCACCGGACACCGGAGCAGCCCAGACCUACCCACAGGCUGGGAGGAAGCCUAUACUUUUGAAGGUGCAAGAUACUACAUAAAUCAUAAUGAACGAAAAGUGACUUGCAAGCAUCCAGUUACUGGGCAGCCAUCACAGGACAACUGCAUUUUUGUUGUGAAUGAACAGACUGCAGCAACUAUGACAUCUGAAGAAAAGAAAGACCGGCCAGUAAACAUGAUAAGUGAAGCUGCACACUAUAAUUUGACAUCAGAUUAUGCUGCGCAUCCAGUGAGUCCUCUGGGCAGAACAUCACGCUCUUCAAAGAAAGUUCAUAAUUUUGGAAAGAGGUCAAAUUCCAUAAAAAGGAACCCCAAUGCGCCUGUUGUUAGACGAGGAUGGCUUUAUAAGCAGGAUAGCACAGGCAUGAAGCUCUGGAAGAAACGUUGGUUUGUUCUUUCGGAUUUGUGCCUCUUCUACUAUCGAGAUGAAAAAGAAGAAGGAAUUUUGGGGAGCAUACUUCUUCCCAGCUUUCAGAUAGCCAUGCUUUCUUCUGAAGAUCACAUCAACCGUAAAUAUGCUUUUAAGGCAGCUCAUCCAAAUAUGAGGACCUAUUAUUUCUGCACAGAUACAGGGAAGGAAAUGGAGUUGUGGAUGAAAGCCAUGAUAGAUGCAGCUCUUGUACAGACAGAGCCUGUGAAAAGAACAGACAAAAUAACUGUUGAAAACACACCCCCUCGUGAAGUGAAUAAUAUUGCAAACCACCGAGUGUUAAUAAAACCAGAGGCACAGAAUAAUCAGCGGAACAAAGAAGUGAGCAAAGUGGAAGAUAAAAAGACUUUAGAGGCAGAAAAGUAUGGAUUUCAAAAAGUUGGGUGUGAUAGACCCUUAACAAAAAUCAACAGUGUAAAACUGAAUUCUCUGGGGUCAGAGUAUGGGACUUUGCCAACAAGCACAAUUCCAUCAGGACACUACAGGCCCGUUCAUUUAAAUGGAUCAGAGAAAGCUGUCAACCUUAUUCUGGGAGACUCUGGAGAUGGGUUCCAUCACAAUGCCAUUCACUCACACAUAGAAUCUGAACGUGUUAUACAGAGAACUAAUUCAAUGUUGCAGUUGGAACAGUGGAUUAAAAUACAGAGAGGAAAAGGGCAUGAUGAAGAAACAAGAGGUAUAAUUUCAUAUCAGACAUUACCAAGAAACAUGCCAAGCCACCGAGCCCAAGUUGUACCUCGGUAUCCUGAAGGGUAUAGAACCCUACCAAGGAACACCAAAUCCAGGCCAGAAAGCAUCUGCAGUGUAACUCCAUCUAUUUAUGACAAAAGCCUUGGGUCAAUACCAGCUGAUGACAAAAGGAGAUCUAUGCGAGAUGACACCAUGUGGCAACUCUACGAAUGGCAACAACGACAGUUUUACAAUAAGCAAUCAACUCUUACUAGACACGGUACUUUAAGUAGUCCCAAAACCAUGAUUAAUAUAUCUGAUCAAUCAAUGCAUUUGAUUCCCACAUCACCUUCCCAUGGUUCAAUAGCAGGUUUCCAAGGAUACUCCCCUCAGAGGAACUACAGGUCAGAAGUGUCUUCACCGGUGCAAAGAGGAGAUGUAACAAUUGAUCGCAGACAUCGGCCACAUCAUACGAAGCAACACGUCUUUGUGCCUGACAGAAGGUCGAUGCCAGCAGGUCUGAGUGUACAGCCUAUUAGUCCCCAGAGCUUGCAAGGCAAAACGCCAGAGGAGCUCACGCUGCUGCUUAUAAAGCUGAGAAGGCAGCAAGCCGAACUGAGUAGUAUCCGGGAACACACUUUAGCACAACUCAUGCAACUAAAACUUGAGGCCAGCAGCCCAAAGAAUGAGAUUCUUUCUCAUCACCUUCAAAGAAAUGCCAUAUAUUUGGAUCAUCAGAUGAAAGAGAAUGAACCUUUAAUCAUCAUGGUUCACACUAUGAUUGAGAACUCGGCGCUUAGACCACAACUGUACCAUCAACUCUCACAAGAUGAAUGUAGGGGUACUCUGUACAAAUACAGAUCAGAAGAGCUGGAUAUUGAUACUAAGCUUAGCCGAUUAUGUGAACAAGACAAAGUGGUACAAGCCCUUGAAGAGAAACUUCAGCAGCUGCACAAAGAAAAAUACACGCUUGAGCAAGCUUUGCUAUCGGCCAGUCAAGAGAUAGAAAUGAAUGCAGAAAAUCCAGCUGCCAUACAAAAUGUCAUCUUACAGAGGGAUGAUUUACAGAAUGGACUCCUUAGCACUUGUCGAGAAGUGUCUCGAGCUACUGCAGAGCUUGAAAGGGCUUGGCGGGAAUAUGACAAACUGGAGUAUGAUGUAACAGUCACAAAGAACCACAUGCAGGAACAGCUGGAGCGGCUUGGGGAAGUUCAGAGUGAGUCAGCCGGUAUACAGCGCGCUCAGAUUCAGAAGGAGCUUUGGCGAAUUCAGGAUGUCAUGGAAGGUCUGAGUAAACAUAAACAGCAAAGAAACAGCACCACAGAAGCAGGUAUUGUAACAUCAAAGGCCUUUUCAUCAAAGUAUAAAAAUGAGGAAGAGGAAGUAGUCCCACCUCGUCCUCCACUCCCUCGGUCCUAUGACUUUGCAGAGCAUCCUCCCAUAAUCCCCCCUCUGCCCAGUGAUAGCAGCUCCUUGCUCUGUUAUAGCAGGGGCCCAGUACAUCUACCCGAAGAAAGGAAGAUUCACCAAGUUCAAGGAUACCAAAGAAACGGAGCUCACUGUGGUCCUGAUUACCGCCUUUAUAAAAGUGAGCCUGAGUUAACAACUGUAGCAGAAGUUGAUGAAUCCAAUGGGGAAGAAAAGGCAGAGGCAGUUUCUGAGUCAGAAACAUCUGCAACUAAAGGCUCGCAUUUUCCUAUUGGAGUUGUGCCUCCCAGAACAAAGUCUCCAACUCCAGAAUCUUCAACGAUAGCAUCAUAUGUGACUUUAAGGAAAACAAAGAAGAUUGAUACAAGAAUGGAAAGGCCUAGAAGUGCAGUGGAACAGUUGUGCUUGGCAGAGAGCACUCGCCCGCGAAUGACUGUGGAGGAGCAGAUGGAAAGAAUAAAGAGACACCAACAGGCUUGUCUGAAAGAAAAGAAGAGAGGACUGAAUAUCAUUGGUGUCACAGAUCUGUCUCCAUCACAAAGCCCAUCCCUUGUCAGAGAGAAUCCUUUUAAGCUCUCCCAGAACCAAACGAAGGAUGAUUUUGUAUUCAUUACCAAUGAAUUAGAGUAUGCUGUUAGAGUGAAUGAUGUAGACCAAAAUCAUCACAACUGUGCAGAAAACACACCUUGGCUGAAAGAAAAUGAUCAUUCAAAUGAACAUAAUGCUGGCUUUAUUACUCAGUUAUCAAAAAGUGAUGAUCAGCUGUCCCCAGAUAUGGUAGACCAAAAGGAGGGGAAUACUGAGGAAGCUGCUGAAAAGCAAAUGGAAACAGAAGAGACACAAGAUGCUAACAGCAGCCUAAAGAGUGAGGCCCCAGUUGUAAAUGACAAACCUGAAAGCAGCACAGAGGAGAGUGAAGAAACUAGCCUUCAGGAGCUUCCAGAGGAUACUCUUUCUUCCUUUGAGAUGCCUGCACAAACUUCAAGGGGAAACUCAACAGCAGCAGCUCUCCCAGCUUCUGCGGAAACAAUUCAUGGCUGACUUACACCGUGGGCCUAUGGGAAUGAGACGUGUACAGUCAAUUUUAUGAAAUCUAUGAAAUUCAUAGUUCUGAUGCUUUUGGCCACAGAGCAUCGUUUUUAUCACUUCAUGGAAAAUGUUUAUUCCAAGAGAGCUUUAAAUACCCCCAUGGUACCCUCAACAACUUGGAAUUUGUUCUUCUGACACCAGUCUGCUGUUGCUAUGAAUGCCAUCAAUAUAGCUUAAGAGUUUGUUUUAAUGUGCGGCCUACAAUCAGUACCUUCACUUGUGGACUUUCCCUGGUGUAAGGUUUUCAAUUAUGACAUCAAUUAAGUUUGCUUCCUUAUUAGAUUUCUUCAUUGGUUAUUUUACAGAUCACUUAAACCUCAUUUCUGGUUUUAAAAUGGAUCAUGUAUUGUCUUCACCUUUUGAUCUGUAAAUGUUUUAUUCUAUUUAAAAUGUGCCAUUUUUUGCUGUUUCUCAGUUCAUGUGUGCCCUAUUUCUACUCCGUAAUUAUUUCUUGGUCAAAUUGCAAUGUCAGUUACUGCCAUACUGUUCCCCACAUAAACAUAAAGGUUAGUGUUUACUUUUUUCCUCUUUAAACUAAAUGAAGGGUUAGGGAUAUUGAGGUACUGGGCUCUUCAUCUGUUGGAAUAGGGUGUGUACAGCAAUAAGCAGGUAUUCAGUUCCCAGUUAAUUUUGUGUACAAAUGUAAUUAUGUUCAUUGUGUAUAUAUUAUACAAUGAGCACAACCAGUGUAACUAUAAGAAGCCACUUACUAUUGUUCAAAUGCAAAUGUUCAUAUCUCAUUUCUUUUAUAUCAUGUUAUAAAUAAAUGUUGAUGUUCUUAA
Sceloporus undulatus (fence lizard) is the source of this 4645-nucleotide messenger RNA. RefSeq names its product pleckstrin homology domain containing A5 (gene PLEKHA5). The record is from RefSeq and is a predicted model, not a curated record. Gene Ontology annotation, cellular component: cytosol. Bases 63 to 3815 code for a protein of 1250 amino acids. Gene Ontology annotation, molecular function: protein binding; phosphatidylinositol-5-phosphate binding; phosphatidylinositol-3,5-bisphosphate binding. The transcript has 29 exons. NCBI's taxonomy places the organism in Eukaryota, Metazoa, Chordata, Lepidosauria, Squamata, Phrynosomatidae.